This is a messenger RNA of Zophobas morio, 481 nucleotides long. It is a transcript of the gene LSm7, whose product is annotated as Like Sm 7. Gene Ontology annotation, cellular component: U2-type prespliceosome; U12-type spliceosomal complex; Lsm1-7-Pat1 complex. NCBI's taxonomy places the organism in Eukaryota, Metazoa, Arthropoda, Insecta, Coleoptera, Tenebrionidae. Gene Ontology annotation, biological process: nuclear-transcribed mRNA catabolic process; mRNA splicing, via spliceosome. Gene Ontology annotation, molecular function: RNA binding. The coding region runs from base 103 to 444 and encodes 113 amino acids. The transcript is spliced from 2 exons. The record is from RefSeq and is a predicted model, not a curated record.
GACUUCAAUGUUAUGCUACUCUGUCAAAUUUGUUUUGCCGCUAAGAAACGUUUUUAGGUUAUAUUGUUAAAAAGUUUGAAAUUAAGCAAUUACCUUACAAAAAUGGCAUCGUCAGGCGAUAAAUCAAAGUCGAACCCCAAUGAACAAAAAGAGAAGAAACGUAAAGAGUCCAUUUUAGACCUUUCCAAGUACCUAGAGAAGACAAUUAGGGUUAAAUUCGCCGGUGGUAGAGAAGCCAGUGGGAUCCUCAAGGGUUAUGACCCCCUUUUGAACCUAGUAUUAGACAACACAAUCGAAUACCUUCGGGAUCCAGAUGAUCCAUACAAACUGACAGAAGACACUCGAGCGCUGGGUCUAGUCGUGUGUAGGGGUACCAGCGUGGUGCUAAUAUGCCCAAUGGACGGCAUGGAGUCGAUACAGAACCCAUUUAUUUCACAAGACUAAUUUUGUACAACAUUAUUAAUACAUAGUUAUUUUGCAA